UGACGUAAUCAAACCGCGACACAAAGGGCCGUUGCCGAGGCGGUGGUUUAAUGUGGGCGGGUAAGUUUUGAAAAGGCUUGUCGAAGGAAGCGUCGCCGUUUCGGGGUGAAGAAGGGGUGUCAUGACCGGUCGUAAGCUGUCGAAAGAAAAGAAGCGGCAUCGCUCCCGCUUGUGUUGCCCAGAGGAAGGAGGUGGCAGCGAGAGGAAACGGCGGAGCACCGACUCGCUCCACGGCCUCCAGGAGGAAGCAAAAUGCACCACACAAGUUCCAGAAAAGGAGGAUGCGGGAGAAGAACACACUGAUAUCGAGGAAGGUGGACUAGAUCUCAGUGUGCAACUGAAACCAGUUAGUUUCUAUAUCACAGACAAGAAGGAAAUGCUUCACCAGUGCUUUUGUAUCAUAGGAGAGAAGAAAUUGCAGAAAAUGCUGCCUGAUAUUUUAAAGAACUGUUCUAUAGAAGAGAUCAAAAGGCUUUGUCUUGAACAGUUAGAACUCAUGUCUGAGAAGAAGCUGCUGAAAAUUCUUGAAGGUGAGAAUGGGGCUGACUCUGACAGUGAUGAAGAGAUUGAUGGUGGUGAAGGGAAGACAGCAAUUGAAUCAUUUAGUCAGCAAGACAAUAGCAUAGAUUCCACUUCUUCUUUAAAGGAAGACAACAGGCUGGAAGGGUUGGACUCGAAACAAGGCAAAGGAGAAGAUAGUGACGUUCUCAGUAUCAAUGCAGAUGCAUAUGACAGUGACAUUGAAGGCCCAUGUAAUGAAGAAGAUAAUCCAGAUGUGCCGGAGAGAACUGUCAGAAGUGGAGAUGGUCAGAUAGAUGACCUUCAAAAAGACAUUGAGAAAAGCGUGAAUGAGAUCCUGGGGCUUGCCGAAUCCUCCCCAAAAGAUUCUAAGGCAGGAACUUUAGCAGUUCCUCCAACAGAUGAUGUUCAGCCAUCAGCACAGCAGCUGGAGCUCCUGGAGCUUGAGAUGCGAGCCAGGGCUAUUAAGGCCCUCAUGAAAGCUGGAGAUGUGAAAAAAUAGCCCCAGGACUGUUCCAUUUGCAAGAUGUCUCUAUUUGUUCUGAUAGGUGUGAUGUCAGCUUCCUUCAGUGCUAAAAUGUAUUUGGACUGGAUUUGACAUUCCUCAUUCAAAUUCUUUGUGUAUCCUGACCUGUGGCUGAAAUAGUUGAUGGCAAUGUGUAAUUGCCAUCAGUAUGCUGCUUCUGUGACUUACACAAAUGGAUGGGUUUGACAUAGUUUGACUCCCCUCUUUAAUUUGCCCUGGAUUAUUUCUUGACAUGGAUUAGGAUCCAAGAGUUUUAGGAACAUGCAUAUUUAGCUAAAUUCUGGUGCCUUACAAAAUAAUACAAGAACAAGAUAGAAUGUUCACGAGGCCACCACCAGCUUUCUGGAGAUGUUUGGGUUACUUGACCUAAGAGGCUCAUUUAUGGUGGAGGAAGAAGUGGAAGCAUUGCUCAUGGGAGAUGGAGAGAUACAGUUCACAUGGAUUGAGAAAGCACCUCAGAAUGUCUUGCACCAGUCAUUGAGACUUGGAGGGAUCAGUUGUUAUGGACCCUAAGCAAGGUCUGAAAAAGUCAACAGUAGUGUGUGCUGCCUCUGACCUAUAUGGCCCUGCGCUGAGAGAGCAAAGCUGGUCACUGCCUCUAACUUGGCCAGCCCCUUAAUGGGUCUGGAUUCUGAUGUGUUCACCUCUGGAAUUGGUUAUAGGUGUUUGUAAUCCCAGUAGUUUACAAUUAAAAUUUACUAUUUGUUAAA
Messenger RNA from Hemicordylus capensis (graceful crag lizard), 1755 nucleotides. RefSeq names its product caspase activity and apoptosis inhibitor 1 (gene CAAP1). The record is from RefSeq and is a predicted model, not a curated record. The transcript is spliced from 6 exons. Lineage: Eukaryota; Metazoa; Chordata; Lepidosauria; Squamata; Cordylidae. Bases 122 to 1021 code for a protein of 299 amino acids.